Acomys russatus (golden spiny mouse) is the source of this 3943-nucleotide messenger RNA. RefSeq names its product ALF transcription elongation factor 1 (gene Aff1). Gene Ontology annotation, cellular component: nucleus; super elongation complex. Gene Ontology annotation, biological process: regulation of gene expression. The record is from RefSeq and is a predicted model, not a curated record. NCBI's taxonomy places the organism in Eukaryota, Metazoa, Chordata, Mammalia, Rodentia, Muridae.
UGCCCCGGGGCGGUGGGCAGCGCCGGUCCCCGGGCUCGAGUGAGGUGCGGCUCGCCCGGCGGCCCCCGGUGCCCGGAUGUCCGUCAGGCUCGGCGCGAGCCGAGGCUCCAGGGGGCGGAGGCGGCGCUGAGGACGCAGCGGCCGGGAGCGGAGCGUCCACUGGGCUGGGGCGUCCGCCGGGCAGCGUCGCCGACGGCUGUGGCUGAUGCUGAGCGCGGCGCGGGCGGAGGGGCCCCCGGGCGGAGGGCGCUGAUGGACUCCGGACGCCGGGCUGUGUGAGCCGAGCCAUGGCAGCCCACUCCAGCUUGUACAAUGAAGACAGAAACCUGCUUCGAAUCAGAGAGAAGGAAAGACGCAACCAAGAGGCUCACCAGGAGAAAGAGGUGUUUCCUGAGAAGGCUCCUCUGUUUGCAGAGCCCUACAAGACCGCAAAAGGCGAUGAGCUGUCGAGUCGGAUACAGAGCAUGCUAGGCGACUACGAAGAGAUGAAGGAGUUCUUGAGCGCCAAGUCCUGCUCUCAGCGCCUGGGUGGUUCUGAAGACAGGCCAGGGAGGCCGAGGUACCCUUUAUUUCACGACCGGGGGAGCAGCAUUGCGUCCAGCUCCUUCUGCACACGUGUCUACCACCAGCCCAUCCAUACUUCUGCCCCCGGAUCACUCCCUGUCAGCAACAUUAGCCACAGUCCAAAGAUGGCGCCGCCGAGGAUGGAACAGGUGCCAAGUCUCCAUGCCAAAAGCUAUGGCGUGCCCGACGGCCCACAUCUGACCCAAGAUCGCCUCAGUCAGGGGCACUGUUCCAGAAAGUGUGACGGAAGAGCUGAUGGCGCCUCAGCUCCGGAGAGGAAGCACUCACCGCUAAUCUCCUCUUUGCCAUCUCCGGUGACCCCUCUGUCACCGGUACAUUCCAGGCUGCAAGCAUCUAGCAAGGUUCAUAGCAGUGGCACUAGCAGUAAAAGCUACUGCGCAGCCACGUCUUCUAAGGACCUGGUGGUGAAGGCCCAAGAUAAAGAGACCGCUCACAACAGUUUGGUGGCAGUUACCAGCCUCGGAGUUGCCCCUCCUCAGCCGCCGCCUCAGACGUUUCCACCCCCUCCUCUCCCCUCCAAAAGUGCUGCGAUGCAGCGGAAGCCCACAGCAUAUGUCCGGCCCAUGGACGGUCAGGAUCAGGUUCCCACUGAGGCCCCUGAGCUGAAGCCGCCGCUGGAGGACUAUGCUCAGCAAAGCUUCGAGAAGCCAGACCUUCAAGUGCCUGCCAAAGCCAAGCUCACCAGACUGAGGAUGCCCUCACAGUCGGUGGAGCAGGCGUUCUCCAAUGACGUGCACUGUGUGGAAGAGAUUCUGAAGGAAAUGACCCACUCAUGGCCCCCUCCUCUGACAGCCAUACACACACCCAGCACAGCCGAGCCGUCCAGAUUCCCUUUCCCAACAAAGGAUCCUCUGCACAGCAACUCUGCAGCCCAAAGCCAAAAACAGUAUGCUGCGCCUUCAACAACCCACCCCACACAACAGGGAACAUCCAUGCUUGAGGAUGACCUGCAGCUCAGUGACAGUGAAGACAGUGACACGGAACAAGCCGCAGAGAAGCCUCCGUCCCCACCUGCACCUCCAAGUGCUCCACCGACACUUCCCGAACCCGUGGCAUCAGCACAUUCCAGCAGUGCAGAGUCAGAGAGUAGCGAGUCGGACAGCUCCUCGGACUCCGAGAGUGAGAGCAGCUCAAGCGACAGCGAGGAGGAGAACGAGCCUCUAGAGACCUCAGCUCCUGAGCCCGAGCCUCCAACAACGAACAAAUGGCAGCUGGACAACUGGUUGACCAAAGUCAACCAGCCGCCAGCGCCGCUCGAGGGUCGCGGGAACACAGAGUCCCCACGCUGGCGCCAGGAAAGUCAGGGUGGCGGCGAGCGCAGCACUGACCAGCAGCGUCCUGAAUCCAAAGAUCCUCCCGCCAAGAGUUCCAGCAAAGUUCUCCGGGGUCCCUCAGAGGGGCCACAGCCUGGGAAGAGGAGUUGUCAGAAAUCCCCCGCUCAACAGGAUCCCUCACCUCGGCAAACUAUUGGCAGCAAACAACCCAGAAAACCUUCCAAGGCCUCUGGCCAGGCGGAGCCCCAGGCCAGCUUGCAGGUGGAGAGCGAGCCAGGACCCCUUCCCUAUGGCUCAAAAGAGCAGACUUCCAAAGAUAAACCCAAGGUGAAGACGAAAGGCAGGCCCCGCACUGUGGGCGGUAGGGAGCCUAAGCCUCCGGCCCCCGCCGUGCCCACCCCCAGCGAGAAGAGGAAACACAGGACUUCCCCAGCCCCCUCCAAGGCACUCUCAGGCUCCCAGCCCCCAAAGGACAGCACUGGGGACAGGAAACCCGAGCACUUUGCUGCUGUCUCCCUGACCCAGAGCCAGGGUCUACCCAACAGCUGCCGGGGCGGCAGCACUGUCAGGACUAGUGGCUGCCGACAGGCUGUGAUUGUCCAGGAGGAUGGCCAAAAAGACAGACUCCUGUUGCCUUUGAGAGACACCAAACUGCUCUCGCCGCUCAGGGAUGCCCCGCCACCUACAAGCUUGGUGGUGAAGAUCACCCUAGACCUCCUCACCCGCAUCCCCCAGCCUGUGGGGAAGGGGAGCCGGCCCCGGAAAACAGAAGACAAGCAGCUGCCUGCAGGGAGGAAGCAGGACUCGAAGAGGAGCUGCCACAGCUCCAGCAGAGUGACCAAUAAGAGGAAGGGCGAUCCAGAAAAGGACGGCGAUAACAAGAGACUCAGACUGGAGAAGGAACUCAAGCCUCAGACCGCGUCAUCUUCAUCUUCCCACCCGGAACCUUCCAAAACAAAGACACCCAGGCCCUCCUCAGAGUCCUCAAGAAAGGAAAUGCUUCCUCCUCCACCUGUGUCGUCGUCUUCCUCCUCCUCCUCCCAGAAGUCAAGCAAACCUGCACACAAGAGGUUAAAGCCGGAUGCAGACACCGGUAGCCAGGACCCUCCCAAAAGUGCCACCAGCAGCAAGGGCAGCUCAAAGGAAGCUUCUGCUCCCAAGCACAGAAAAGCACAGGCCAGGGGCUCAGAACUCAAAGGAUCUUCUGAAGAUGCUGCAAACCCUUUUCCAGUGCCUUCUUUGCCAAACGGUAACUCUAAACCAGGGAAGCCACAGAUGAAGGCUGACAGACAGCAAGCUGAUAUUCACAAGGAGGCUAAAAAGCUGAAGUGCAAAGCAGAGGCAAUGGCUGACAAGGCUGGAAAGGCCUUCAAGUAUUUGGAAGCUGUCCUGGCUUUCAUUGAGUGUGGGAUGGCCACAGAGUCGGAAAGCUCAGCCAAGUCAGCGUACGCCGUGUACUCAGAAACUGUGGACCUCAUUAAAUUCAUGAUGUCACUAAAAUCCUUCUCAGACGCCACAAUGCCAGCACAAGAGAAGAUAUUUGCAGUUUUAUGCUUGCGCUGCCAGUCCCUCCUGAACAUGGCAAUGUUUCGAUGUAAAAAGGAUUUAGUAAUGAAGUAUUCGCGCUCUCUCAGCGACCACUUCAAGAGUUCUUCCAAAGUGGCGCAGGCACCUUCUCCAUGCACGGCAAGAAGCACAGGCGUUCCGUCUCCCCUCUCCCCGAUGCCUUCUCCUGCCAGCUCCAUAGGGUCCCAAUCAAGCGCUGGCAGUAUGGGGAACAGUGGGGUGACUGCCACCAUCAGUACCCCAGUCGCCAUCCAGAACAUGACCUCCUCCUAUGUCAACAUCACAUCCCAUGUCCUCAAAGCCUUUGACCUCUGGGAACAGGCAGAGGCUCUUUCAAGGAAAAAUAAAGAAUUCUUUGCUCAGCUCAGCACAAAAGUGCGUAUCUUGGCCCUCAACAGCAGCCUGGUGGACCUGGUGCACUACACAAGGCAGGGUCUGCAGCGGCUGAAACAAGCUCCCAAAGCUCCCUAGCGCAGGCCAGGCUUGCUCCAUGCCUUGGAAUGUAUUUGCACAUUUGG